CAAGCGAAAAUGAAAUCAUUCAGUGCCUCCUGUGUCAUUUUGUUCGUUUGUGCCUCGGCCGCUCAGGCCGGUCAUCUUGGGAGAGCUCACUCGUACGCUCCGAUUCAUCACCAACAGCACGCUCAAGUGAGUAGCGCGCCGCACCAUGGACACAGUGUGUCGACCCACUACGCGGCGGCACCUGUCGUUGCAGUAGCCGCGGCUGUGGCCCACAAGGAAAACCCGCAUGUAGCGGCGGCGCCAGCGCCCGCUCCUCAGCCUCGGCUCCACGAGAUCCACACUUCGUCCGGCCGUCAGUUCAUUCGCAUCGAGGAGUACGCUCGACCCAAUCAAUUGAUCCGUGUCCACGAGCAAGAGCAGGCCGCCCCCGAGAUCAUCAGGGUUCAAGCUCCCGCGGAAAACCCUGCUCUCAUCCGCGUCAUCGCCAAGAGUUCCGGUCCGGCCCACAUCGAGCGUAUCGUGCACCGAGCGCCUUCGCCCCAGAUCAUCAACGUUCACAAGCCGGCGCCCCCUCCAGCCAGAAUCGUCCAAGUCGUCCGAGGACCUGCGGCUGCUCCUCGCAUCGAGUUCCACUACGAGGAGAGCCCGGCUCAUGAGGUCCACAUCGCCGAAGCCCCCGCUGACGUCCCUCUUCCAGCUCCAGUCCCGCACGUGAGCCUGAGCCCUCAACCGAUAACCGUGAACUUGCCCGACAACGGUCACGUGCAACACGCUCCGGUCAAAGUGACCACUCACACUUUCGCUGCUCCAGCGAAUUACGCCCCCCACCGAAUCCACACUCGCGUCAUUGAGUCCUCUCACGCUCCUGUGCACGCUCAGCCCUACAUAACGGUGAGCGCCGCACCCGCACCAAGCCAAAAGCAGGCCCCGGCGCAACAGGGCUGGUCUGCCAACGAGCUCCCAUCCCCUCCUCCUCACCCCCGACCCAUCGGGACGGUAUACGAUGCUGGAGACCACAUCAAGAUCAUCAAGAAGAGCCAAUAUUGA
Molecule: messenger RNA, 987 nt
Organism: Galendromus occidentalis (western predatory mite)
Lineage: Eukaryota; Metazoa; Arthropoda; Arachnida; Mesostigmata; Phytoseiidae
Product: cardiomyopathy-associated protein 5
Exons: 1
Coding region: 10-987 (325 amino acids)
Source: RefSeq, a predicted model, not a curated record